AUGGGCAACUGGCUGGUCAACCACUGGUUCUCGGCCGCCGUCCUCGUGACAUGGCUGGGCAUCAACGUCUUCCUCUUCACGUACUACUUUCUGUUCUUCGACCAGGAUGAGCGGUACUUCUACACCAGGGCCAUCCUUGGGUCUGCCUUGGCGUGGGCCCGGGCAUCGGCCAAGUGCCUCAACUUCAACAGCAUGCUGAUCCUGCUGCCCGUCUGCCGCAACCUGCUCUCCUUCCUCCGUGGGACCUGCUCGUGCUGCAGGCGAACGCUGCGGAAGCAGCUCGACCACAACCUCACCUUCCACAAGCUGGUGGCCUACGCGCUGGCCCUGUUCACAGCCGUGCACACCAUCGCCCACCUCUUCAACCUGGAGCGCUACAAUGACAGCCAGCAAGCCACCGACGGCAGCCUCGCUGCCGUCCUCUCCAAGAUGCACCUGCAGAACAGCAACAAGUGGCUGAACCCCAUCCACUCCAACCAGACGACCGUUGAGUACGUGGCCUUCACCACCAUCCCGGGGCUGACCGGGGUCAUCAUCACACUGGCGCUCAUCCUCAUGGUCACGUCCUCCACCGAGUUCAUCCGUAGGAACUACUUUGAGGUCUUCUGGUACACGCACCACCUCUUCAUCAUCUACUUUGCUGGCCUCGUCAUCCACGGCAUCGCCGGGCUGGUGCGCGGGCAGACAGAGGACAGCAUGGAGGAGGUGCACCCGCGGCGCUGUGCCGAGUACCUGGUGCACAAUCACGAGGAGUGCAGGCACGAGUGCUGCAAAAACCCCGAGUUCAGCAGCAUCCCUGCGGAGUCCUGGAAAUGGGUUCUGGCCCCCGUCCUCCUCUACAUAUUUGAACGGAUCCUGCGGGUCUGGCGUGCACGGCAGAAGGUGGUCGUCACCAAGGCGGUCAUGCACCCUGCCAGAGUGCUGGAGCUGCAGAUGCAGAAGAAGGGCUUCCGCAUGGAGGUGGGACAGUACAUCUUCGUCAACUGCCCCGCCAUCUCCCUCCUGGAGUGGCACCCCUUCACCCUCACCUCGGCGCCCGAGGAGGACUUCUUCUCCAUCCACAUCCGGGCAGCCGGGGACUGGACGGAGCGCAUCAUUGACACCUUCCAGCAGCAGAAGCCGGAGAUGCCCAGGAUUGAGGUGGACGGCCCCUUCGGCACGGCCAGUGAAGACGUGUUCCGGUACGAGGUGGCCAUGCUGGUGGGAGCAGGCAUCGGUGUCACCCCCUUCGCCUCCAUCCUGAAGUCCAUCUGGUACAAGUUCCAGCAGGCUGACCAGACCCUCAAGACCAAGAAGGCCAACAACGCGGCGCUCCACUACGACACUGCCACGGACACGGUGACGGGCCUGAGACACAAAACCAUCUUUGGGCGGCCCAUGUGGAACACCGAGUUUUCAGCAGUGGCCACGGCCCACCCCAGGUCGGUGGUCGGUGUCUUCCUGUGCGGGCCAGGGGCAUUGGCAAAGGACCUGCAGAAGUUCUGUCACCAGCACUCCAGCCUGGACCCCAGAAAGGUCAAAUUCUACUUCAACAAGGAGAACUUCUAAGUGGGAGCCAGGCUGGGACCGCAGCCGUUGGAGAACGGACAGCCUGCUGCUCUCGCAUCUCUUUUUGGAGCAAGUCUGCCUGACCAGGGACGAGCAUCAGCUG
Messenger RNA from Cygnus atratus (black swan), 1651 nucleotides. RefSeq names its product NADPH oxidase 1 (gene NOX1). Lineage: Eukaryota; Metazoa; Chordata; Aves; Anseriformes; Anatidae. The transcript is spliced from 12 exons. Gene Ontology annotation, cellular component: plasma membrane; NADPH oxidase complex. The coding region runs from base 1 to 1548 and encodes 515 amino acids. Gene Ontology annotation, molecular function: superoxide-generating NAD(P)H oxidase activity. The record is from RefSeq and is a predicted model, not a curated record. Gene Ontology annotation, biological process: superoxide anion generation; defense response.